Molecule: messenger RNA, 3729 nt
Organism: Aspergillus terreus NIH2624
Lineage: Eukaryota; Fungi; Ascomycota; Eurotiomycetes; Eurotiales; Aspergillaceae
Gene: ssdA
Product: mRNA-binding translational repressor SSD1
Exons: 4
Coding region: 1-3729 (1242 amino acids)
Biological process (GO): mRNA catabolic process
Cellular component (GO): exosome (RNase complex); P-body
Molecular function (GO): RNA binding; 3'-5'-RNA exonuclease activity
Source: RefSeq, a predicted model, not a curated record
AUGGGUCCUCCUCCGGCUCCCUCCUCCGGUGCUUCCGGCUAUACCGAUUAUAACCAGCAACAGCAGGGACAUCAGCCCAAGCAUGACAACGGAGGCCACGGUCGUGGCCGGGGCGGUCCACCCGGCGGUGGUCACCAACGCCGUCACUCUCUCGCCCUUCCCGAAGCCAAGAAGGCCGCCGAAUUGGCCCAGCAGAAGAGAACCGCGUCCGGUUUCCAGUUUCCCGCUCCCGGUGCGGGUGGCGAGUCGUCCGACAGCGCCGCAGGUUCCGAGGAGAAGCCUUCUACUCCUACCCCUCAGGUUCCCCCGCUGGGAUUCCAGCGCGCCGGCAACAUUCGCGCCGGUGGUCAUGGCCGCAGCCAGUCCAUGGCCGUAGGCGGCAACCGAGGAUCCUUAUCGGGUCGCGGGGCCGGUGGCUUUCAAUUCCCCCAGUCCAACGAUGGAUCUGAGAACCACCGCCGUGGUAGCCAGCCGGGACACACCCGAACCUCUUCCCGCAACUUUGACAGCAACUGGCGUCAACCCAACAACCAGGGUCAGGGCCAGGAUCAGCAAAAGGGUUUCGGUCAGGGCGGUGGCUUCCAGCCUGGUCAUCGUUCCCGCGCCUCUAUGAACCAAUCCAUUGGCUCCAUUGGCCAAUUCCAGUACCCCGGACAGCCUCAACUCAUCCAGCUUCCUCAGGGUCAGGUGAUGAUGGCCCCCCCGCAAAUGUUCGGCGGCGGUCAGCAGUUGAACCCUCUCCAGUUGGCCCAGCUCCAGGCUUUGCAGCAGAAUGGACAGUUGAAUGGACAAGGUCUCGGUCUUCAGGCCAGUCAGCACGCGCCCCCGCAGCUGUCUGCUCAGCAACAGCAGCAGCAGCAGCAACAGCGGAAGACGCUUUUCACCCCCUACCUGCCCCAGGCUAACCUCCCCGCGCUCUUGAGCAACGGCCAACUAGUCGCCGGUAUUCUCCGGGUCAACAAGAAGAACCGCUCCGACGCCUACGUCACCACCCCCGACCUCGAUGCCGACAUUUUCAUCUGCGGUAGUAAGGACCGCAACCGUGCCCUCGAGGGCGAUUACGUCGCCGUCGAAUUGCUUGAUGUGGACGAGGUGUGGUCCCAGAAGAAAGAAAAGGAAGAGAAGAAGAAGCGGAAGGACAUCACCGAUGCCCGGAGUGGCAGCACGGCCGGCACCGAGAAGCUUGGCCGGUCUGAAUCCGGUUCGAAUGGAGACCGCCAGGAAGUCGGUCCGGAUGGCAGCAUCCGUCGUCGCGGCAGUCUUCGCCAGCGACCGACCCAGAAGAAGAACGAUGAUGUGGAGGUGGAAGGCCAGAGCCUUCUGCUCGUGGAGGAAGAUGAGAUCAGCGAUGAGCAGAAGCCUCUAUAUGCCGGUCACAUCGUGGCCGUGAUUGAACGCAUUGCCGGCCAGAUGUUCUCCGGCACUCUCGGGCUCCUUCGUCCCAGUAGCCAGGCGACCAAGGAGAAGCAGGAAGCCGAGCGGCUCGCCAGAGAUGGCGCCCAUGGCCGUUCCCAGCAGGAUCGUCAUCAGGAGAAGCCCAAGAUCGUGUGGUUUAAGCCCACCGACAAGCGCGUUCCCCUGAUUGCCAUCCCCACCGAGCAGGCGCCCCGGGAUUUUGUUGAGAAGCAUCAGGACUACGCCAACCGCAUCUUCGUGGCCUGCAUUAAGCGCUGGCCCAUUACCUCGCUGCAUCCGUUCGGAACUCUGGUCGAGCAAUUGGGUGAGAUGGGUGAUCUGAAGGUGGAAACCGACGCCCUGCUUCGCGACAACAACUUCGGCUCCGACGAGUUCUCCGAGGCCGUGCUUAAGAGCAUCGGCUUCGAAGAUUGGUCCGUCGCCAGCCAGGGCGAGGCUCUUCUGGCCACUCGUCGGGACUUCCGUCAAGAGACCACCUUCACCAUCAGCCCUAGCGGCUCCAAGGAGCUGGACAACGCCUACCACUUCAAGACUCUGCCCGACGGUAAGGUUGAAAUUGGCAUUCACGUCACCGAUAUUGCCCACUUUGUCAAGGCCAAUUCGCUCGUCGAUCGGGAGGCGAAGAAGCGCGGCACGGCAGUCUAUUUGACCGACCGCUUGGUCAACAUGCUACCCCCCCGCGUCUCCACUGAACUUUGCGCUCUCCUUCCCGAUGAAGACCGUUUGACUGUCAGUGUUGUGUUCAAGGCUAACCCGGAAACGGGUGCCGUGGACGACGAUGUCUGGAUCGGCAAGAGCGUUAUCAAGAGCUCGGGAAGACUCAGCUAUGAUGAGGUUGACGCUGUGAUUCAGGGUGGCUCGAACGUUGCUGUCCCAGGCAUCACUGCCGAUACGAUCCGUUCCCUUGCGACUGUGACGUCCAAAUUCCGCGAGGCGCGAUUUGGAAACCGUGCCUCCAACCUGCCGCCUCUCCGCCUCCUGUAUCAGAUGGAUGAUGAGAAUGUGCCGGUCGAGGACAACAUCUUCAACGCAGCCCCCGUGCGCGAGCUUGUGGAGGAGCUGAGCCACAAAGCCAACUUCUUCGUCGCUCGCAAGAUUGUGGCUGCUUUGCCGGACAAGGCUUUCCUCCGCCGUCAGCCGUCUCCCAACCCCCGCCGGCUCAACGCCUUCAUUGACCGGAUGAACCGGCUUGGCUUUGGCUUGGAUGCCACGAGCAGUGGCACUCUGCAGAGCAGCCUUUGUCAGGUUCAGGACGAUGAUCUCCGCAAGGGCAUGGAAACGCUCCUGGUGAAGGCGAUGCAGCGCGCCAAGUAUUUCGUCGCCGGCAGCGUGCCGGAGGACCAGCGCCAACACUACACCCUGAACCUUCCGGUAUACACCCAUUUCACCAACCCUUCCCGUCGCUACACCGACAUCAUUGUUCACCGUCAGCUGGAGUGUGCUCUGUCUGAUGGCACCCUCGAGUUCACGGACGACCUCGAGUCUCUGAACAAGACCGCCGAUUUGUGUAACAACAAGAAAGAUUCCGCCCACAACGCGCAGGAGCAGAGUGUACAUAUCGAGGCCUGCCGCAACAUGGAUAAGAAGAGACAGGAGAUUGGCGGAGACCUCAUCAGCGAGGGUAUCGUGUUGUGCGUCUACGAGUCUGCGUUCGAUGUGCUCAUCCCCGAGUACGGCUUUGAGAAGCGUGUCCAUUGCGAUCAGCUGCCCUUGAAGAAAGCCGAAUACCGCAAGGACACCCGUGUUCUCGAGCUCUACUGGGAGAAGGGGGUGCCAUCGUCAGCCUAUAUCCCCGAAGACGAGCGACCCAAGCCCGCCAACUCCCGUGCGGCUCAGGCCGCCGCUGCGGCGCGUGAAGCCGAAGCUGCGAAGGAGCGUGCGCGCGAACGCGAGGAGGCCAUGCGUAAGCAGACCGAGACCGGCACCAUGUCCGCGGACGAUGUGGAUGCUCUCUUUGAUGAUGACGACGAUGUUUCGGAGGUCACUGAGAUGGCGGCCGGCGUGUCACUGAACUCUUCCGCCGAUCGAUCGACCCAGAGCAUGCCUCCAUCUCCGACCCGCAACGGGCAUCUCCAGCAGGGCCCGCAUCGGACGCGCUCCGACCCCAAGAUUGCCACGAGCACCGGCGACGCCCCGGAGGCCAAGUUGACCAACAAGGAGAAGUACCUUCGACUCUUCCAGCUCCGUGAAGAGGAUGGAGAGUAUAUCCAAGAUGUCACAGAGAUGACCCGCGUCCCCAUCAUUUUGAAGACGGACUUGUCGAAGAGUCCGCCAUGCCUGACUAUUCGCUCCGUGAACCCGUAUGCCCUGUGA